Messenger RNA from Chenopodium quinoa (quinoa), 1093 nucleotides. RefSeq names its product peptidyl-prolyl cis-trans isomerase CYP19-3-like. The coding region runs from base 271 to 801 and encodes 176 amino acids. The record is from RefSeq and is a predicted model, not a curated record. Gene Ontology annotation, biological process: protein peptidyl-prolyl isomerization; protein folding. The transcript is spliced from 2 exons. Gene Ontology annotation, molecular function: peptidyl-prolyl cis-trans isomerase activity. Lineage: Eukaryota; Viridiplantae; Streptophyta; Magnoliopsida; Caryophyllales; Amaranthaceae.
AUAGGAUUAGAUUUGCUGUUUGAUUCAGUUUAAAAUUGUAUUUGUUUCACCGCUAAUUAAUUUCUUAAAAAGUAUUUAAAUUUUCCACCAUAUAAAAAAUGCAAAAAAAUAGAGUCACCAGACCAAAAAUAAAAUAAAAAAUUUAGCCUCAAAAGACAGAUAGAAAAAAAAUUAAUUUCAUCUUCUAAAACCCUAAACCUCUCUGCAUCACCGUCAAACGCCAGGCACUCUACACUCAACACUAACAGUAGCAAGACUUUGAAGAGCAAGAUGGCAAAGCCGAAUCCCAAGGUUUUUUUUGACAUUCUGAUUGGGACUAGGAAGGCUGGUCGAGUUGUUAUGGAGCUCUUUGCUGAUGUUACCCCCAAAACGGCUGACAACUUCCGUGCUCUGUGCACUGGGGAGAAAGGAAUUGGAAAAGCUGGGAAGCCACUCCAUUAUAAGGGCUCGGCAUUUCACCGAAUCAUCCCAGAUUUUAUGUGCCAGGGUGGGGAUUUCACCCGGGGAAAUGGAACUGGAGGAGAAUCAAUUUAUGGUUUGAAGUUUGCGGAUGAGAACUUCAAGUUGAAGCAUACAGGACCCGGUAUUCUCUCUAUGGCAAAUGCUGGACCAAAUAGUAAUGGCUCGCAGUUCUUUAUUUGCACUGCAAAGGCAUCAUGGCUAGAUGGAAAGCACGUGGUAUUUGGUAAAGUUGUCGAAGGUUAUAAUGUGGUUACUGAUAUGGAGAAACAGGGCAGUGACAAUGGAAAAACUAAAUGUCCGGUGGUCAUAGAAGACUGUGGACAGCUACCUGAUAAUUGAUUAGAAAGCAUCAAAACUGCUUUAGAAAGUAAGUGCCCUUCGCAUUAUUCUGAGUAGUGAUGUUUGAAUCCUGAUUAGUCUUCAUGUAUCUUAUAAUAGGUCGUCCAAGAAACAAGAAAUUUGGUGCUGGAUAAAUACAUGUACUUCCAUUAGAGUGCUAGCUUUUAAUGGCCUUAUUUCAGGCGUUGGGUUAGAUAUUGGUAAUUGCCAUGUUCCAUUUGUUUCAAGUUUUAAUUUCUCGUUUCCUGAGUAUUUGAUGCAAUGGGAAUAGGAGAUCUUUGGUCUGUUUUUC